Messenger RNA from Aphanomyces astaci, 570 nucleotides. RefSeq lists its product as hypothetical. The transcript is spliced from 2 exons. NCBI's taxonomy places the organism in Eukaryota, Oomycota, Saprolegniomycetes, Saprolegniales, Verrucalvaceae. The record is from RefSeq and is a predicted model, not a curated record. Bases 1 to 570 code for a protein of 189 amino acids.
AUGGAGCCUCCCCCAGGAGAAAUUCUGCCGACGAACGCUGUCGUUAACGCAAUCGUGCGUGAGGACCCUUACGUGGGGGAGGACUCUUUCGUUCAUGGGGCACCGGGCGGCUUGUCACGUCCUCAGCGAGGAAACCGGUUCGGUGUGAUAUCCCCCGGUCGACCAACCAUCUUCGGGAAUCGCCCACGUCAACCACGCCAGUACAUCAAGAAAGCAUACACCUUCCGCGAGAAACUCGACAUGAUCAACUACCAACACCUUCACGGCACAACAGCGGCGCUGAACCACUUCUAUCCGCUACUGCGUGGCGUCGAGCGUCGGAGGGCGUGUUUGAAUCUCAACAAGUGGGAACGACAACGCGCACUGAUCGAGGAGUAUGGUUACUCAAGCCGGAGUCAUCUCAAGAAGGCGCGCGGAGAAGGCAUUGGGACCAGCUUGAGUGCCGAGACUGAGCUGAAUUUAGUUCAAUGGGUUAAGAGCAUGCGUAAUGAAGGUAUCCCUGUGGCUACCAUCAUGCUGCAAUUGAAGGCAAGAGAAGUUGCUGUUGAGAAGGAUAAUGCGAAGCAAUAA